This is a messenger RNA of Sebastes umbrosus (honeycomb rockfish), 3541 nucleotides long. RefSeq lists its product as uncharacterized. The record is from RefSeq and is a predicted model, not a curated record. Lineage: Eukaryota; Metazoa; Chordata; Actinopteri; Perciformes; Sebastidae. The coding region runs from base 88 to 3282 and encodes 1064 amino acids. Gene Ontology annotation, molecular function: nucleic acid binding; zinc ion binding. The transcript has 2 exons.
CCAAUGCAUUGGUUGCCGAAGCGGGCGGACUUUGGACUUUGCGCUGACUGUUUGUUACAUUGACUGAUAAGUGACUGACUGUUUAGUAUGGAGAGUCGCGAAGCGGCGUCGGGCCGUAUUACCGGGACUGGUGCACAAACCGCUAGUGAGACUGGCGGUGUUGAAACACCAGCUGAGAAGCGGGUAGUAAAGCUCACCGUGAAAGCGCUUGCUGAUAAACUGGAAAAGUUGCAAGACAGCAGAAGGGCUAAGCUAAACAAAGUAACAAACAUAAGAAAAUCAAUGCAAAGUUUGAUGCUAAUGGGUGAUAAAGAACAGGUACAAAAUGCUCUUGAAGAGUUGAUUAAUGUGUGUAAUGAAGCUAAAUGUGUGCAUGAAUCUCUGUUGGGUUUGUUGCCAUGUGAUGAAAAAGAAAAACAUGUAACAUGGUUUAAUGCAAAAAUGUUGGCACCAAAUGAGUGUAUUGCUGAGGCAAAAAGGUGGGUUUCAUGCAUUGAAGGUGACACACAUGAAAAGGGUAAUAUUGAGGAUGAUAUUCAUCCAGAUGACAGUGUUUCUAAUGUUGGUAGCAAACACUCAAGCCACAAAAGUAUGAACAGUGGUAAGUCCAGUACCACAUCCUCUGCCAGAAUAAAGGUGGAGGCAGACAGAGCUGCACUCAUGGCUCGCGUGGCCUCUUUAAAAGAAAGACAAGCUUUGGAGGAGCAAGAACAGCAGUUGAAGAGGAAAAGAGAGCAGCUUGACUUGGAAGCUGAACUAGCUGCAUCCACUGCUAAGCUAGCAGUAUUGAGGGCAUAUGAUGUGGGAAGCUCCUCUCAAGUACCAUCAAAUGGCAUGAAUUCCUAUUUGGAAAGGGACAAAAGGAAAAUGGAAUCUGCAAAUGUAUUGAAUCCUUCUGCAAAGGAAUACAAACCUGGAUCAUGGAAAUCAUCACAACAAAAUGAUAUGACAAAAGGAUCAUUACUGUCUAACAGGCCAUUGGAUAUGAGACCAAAUGAACAUCAGCAGGAAAACAAUUUGUUGGGAACAUCACAGCAUCUGCAGUACCAACCAACAACUGCUCAGUUAAAGCCAGAGGAAAGGCAGCCUACAUACCAGCAUUUGGUCGGUCAACAUCCAACUGUGGACAUACUUACCAUCAUGCACAGACAAAAUGAAAUCACAGCUGCUUUGGUUCAACAGCAGCGUUCACUGUCUCUACCACCACGAGAUAUUCCCUUAUUUGAAGGGGAUGCUCUUCAAUACAGGACAUUCAUCAAAGCCUUUGAGCAAGGAGUGGAGGAAAAGGCAGGACAAGCAGAUUGUUUGUAUUAUUUGGAACAAUUUAUCAGAGGACAACCACAAGAACUGGUACGUAGCUGCCAACAUAUGGCUCCUGAGCGUGGCUAUGCAGUGGCGAAGGGUCUUCUACAGGAACACUUUGGAAAUCAGUACAAAAUCGCAACUGCUUAUAUUGAAAAGGCUUUGGCUUGGCAAAUAAUAAAAUCUGAGGACGUGAAAGCACUCCAAGCGUACUCUUUGUUCUUACGUGGCUGUUGUAACGUGAUGGGGGAACUCCAGUACAUGGAAGAACUGGAUAUGCCUGUAAACAUGAGAGCCAUCAUUUCAAAGUUGCCAUACAAAAUGAGAGAACAAUGGAGGACAGUAGCUCACGACAUAAUGGAGAAAAGCAAUAACAGAGCUUACUUCAUUGAUCUGGUCAAAUUCAUGGAGCGUCAUGUCAGAAUUCUUUCCGACCCGCUGUUUGGCAACAUACAGGAACCAACAUCUGCCGUUACUGGGACGAAGCCUCUCGCCAGGUUUAAGCCACAGUCUGGGUACAAGGUGAAGGAAAACAUUGUUGCCACCACAGUAACAUCUAAGGACUUGCCCCAGGAGGCUAAGGAACCAACAUCAGAUCCAGCCAAGGCUGAAAAUGCUGAAUGUCUCUGCUGUGCUUGUAGUCACUCAUUGGACGAGUGUAAACAGUUCAAGGGAAAGAUGCACAAGGAUAAGAUUCACUUUCUGAGGGAAAAGGGAGUUUGCUUUGCAUGCUUAGGUGAUGGUCACAUGAGCAGGGAUUGCGAGAGGCACAUGACAUGCAAGGUUUGUGGACAAACUCAUCCCACUGUGCUUCAUAUCAAAAGGCAAGUAACAGCUUGGCAGCAGGAACCAUCUCAACAGCCAUAUUCAUUCCAAACAUGUGGACAUACAGGGGCCGGUGAGGACCGGUGUGUUCUAUCCAUUCUCCCUGUAAAGGUGAAAUCUGCCAAAGGAAAUCACAUCAUUGAAACUUAUGCCUUUUUGGAUCCUGGUAGUUCAGCCACGUUCUGCUCAGAACAUCUAAUGCAGAGGCUGAAUGUUACAGGCAGAAGAACCAGCUUCUUGUUGCACACAAUGGGUCAAGAAACAGUUGUUCCAGCUUACUCCUUGACUGGUUUGGAGGUCUCUGAUCUUGAUGGCAAUGACUUCUAUAUUCUCCCAGAGGUUUUCACACAGAAGAAAAUGCCAGUUACAACCGAUAGCAUGGUGACACAUGAGGACCUGGCUAAAUGGCCCUACUUGUCAAAGGUACACAUUCCAAGCAUUAAGGCAAAUGUCGACCUGUUGAUUGGAACAAAUGCUCCCAAGAUAUUGGAGCCUUGGGAGGUCAUCAACAGCUGCGGGAAUGGCCCGUAUGCCAUUAGGACUGUGCUGGGAUGGGUUGUAAAUGGGCCGCUGAUUGGAAACAGUGGCACCCUGGAGGCAGGGCUUCCCUCCGCUAAUGUGAACCGGAUCUCUGUGUGUAAACUGGAAGAAAUGCUAACCAAGCAGUACAAUCAUGACUUCAAUGAAAGGAGUGAGGAGGAAAAGGAAAGGUCCAGAGAAGACCUCAAGUUUCUGGAAACUGUGGAGCACUCAGCGGUACUUCAGGAUGGGAAGUAUUGUUUGAAAUUGCCCUUGAAGAGCAAGGAAGUCUAUCUGCCUAACAACUUCGUGGUGGCAAAGCAAAGUAUCCAGGGUUUGAGGAAAAGGUUCCUCAACAACAAACACUUGCACCAGGAGUAUGCAGGGUACAUGAAUGCGCUCAUCAGUAAGACCUAUGCAGAGCCAGUACCUCAACAUCAACUGCAUCAGGAAAAUGGUCCUACUGACCAGCUCAUUGGCUACUUUUUUGACUGGAGAGGGCUCAAGACAUCAGUUGCCUGGUUCCUCAGGUUAAAGGUCGGGUUGUUAGGAAGGAUUCGCCUACGAAAGCAGCUGGAAGCUUCUGAGGCUAACCAUUCAGAGGAAACCAGUCAGGACAGACCAAAGCCACCAUAAUUGAAAGGCCAGUGACAAAACUCUGUUUGGUACAUGAAGUUUAAAUGCAUAACUUGGUGUAUUGUAACAUUUGGCUCCUCUUUUUUGUGUAUUUUGUUUGAAUUGUUAUGUCUGCCUGCCAUAACAAUUAGGGGCCGGUGUGUAAGAGCCAAAACAUGAUGCUGACAUACUGAGGUUGGGAUGUAAUUCACUUUUACGAACACUAGGUGGCACUGUAUUAAUUGAUUGACCCAGUCACAGGUAUAUAGGUAAGGAGGUG